AUGCAAGCGUUCCUGACCUCUAACUCUUCGUUGGGCACGAAGCAGUCAUCAGUAGUAUCUACGAAAAAGAAACAUCAAGUGGCCAACGCAAUAGUUCCUUGGGUUGAAAAAUAUCGCCCAAGGAAAGUUGACGAUAUCGUUUUCCAAGAUGAAGUCGUUUCCGUUCUCAAAAAGGUUCUCAGUGGAGCGGAUUUACCGAACUUGCUCUUCUAUGGACCACCGGGCACUGGCAAAACAUCAGCAGCAGUUGCGCUAUGUCGGGAAUUGUUCAAGUCACACGACGUUUACUGCGAUCGGGUGCUUGAAAUGAAUGCCUCUGAUGAAAGAGGUAUCAACGUCGUACGAACUAGGAUCAAAGAAUUCGCAAGACGCGCUGUUUCUUCACAUACACCUGAUGGAAGUCCAGUCGUUGGGUUGAAGGUGAUAAUAUUGGAUGAAGCGGAUGCUAUGACAAACGCAGCGCAAGCAGCAUUAAGAAGGACGAUGGAGAAGGAAUCGCGCACGACACGAUUCUUUCUGAUUUGUAAUUAUAUGUCAAGAAUUAUUCCACCACUCACUUCGAGAUGUGCAAAAUUUCGCUUCAAACCACUUUCUGCUGAUAGUCAAACCGAGAGACUGGAAUAUAUUUGUGGCAAGGAGAAUGUCGAUUAUGAGCCAGCCGCGUUGACUGAAUUAAUCGACAUAUGUGGUGGUGAUUUACGUAGAAGUAUCACUUAUCUACAGACAAUUUCAUCAUGUCAUAGUAAGCUGACGCCAUCGGAUGUACGCGAACUAUCUGGUGCCGUGCCUGAUGAGAUUGUGAAUGGGUUAAUUGAU
Messenger RNA from Anisakis simplex (herring worm), 816 nucleotides. The record is from the annotation of a GenBank genome assembly. Lineage: Eukaryota; Metazoa; Nematoda; Chromadorea; Rhabditida; Anisakidae.